Durusdinium trenchii is the source of this 2858-nucleotide messenger RNA. The record is from the annotation of a GenBank genome assembly. NCBI's taxonomy places the organism in Eukaryota, Dinophyceae, Suessiales, Symbiodiniaceae.
AGAGUGAAACCCUUGGCUCAAAUGGCGGCGGCCGCCGCCACGAUGGACCUGCGAGAUGAUCAGCCAGCGAUCAAGGCAGCGAGCCCCGGCCGUUGGCAACAAGUCCACCAAGUGUUUGGGGAAAGCCAAUGUGGAGGUGUCCUUGGCCGAGCUACGAGAACUGGAGACGAUGGACGAAGAAGAUGCGAAACCCCUGGCCGUCGAGCGCGUGCGUGAGUUCUUCAAAGAUUCCGUUGGAUCUGUGCUGCGCGCGUGGGCGCAUGUGUUUGAUUCCAACAACGACCAAAGAAUUAGCAGGGAAGAAUUCAAGAACGGCAUGAGGAAGCUCAAUUUUCACGGAGAGCUUGCAGCCAUGAAGCUCUUCAAUCUCUUGGACAAGGACUCCUCGGGUGAAAUCACUCUGGAAGAAAUCGAUGCCAUCACAGACAGGAAAUGGCGUGCUUUCAGGCAGUACUGCGUAAAACGCUUUCAAAGCUCAGAUGAGUUCAUGCAGCAAGUGGCCGCUUUGGCUUUGGCCACCGAGGAACCCUUCGAAGACAUGAAGAAGAAGCCUCGUGUUGAGGCGCUCUCCAAGGUGGAGUUUAUGCUUGGGCUCAUCAACUCGGGUUGGCCUGGUGAAGAUAAAGAGCUGGAGGAGAUGUGGGCGGCUCUCCGGGAUGCCACAGACGACAUGCUUCGGCCCUAUGGACGGGAUGGCCCAGGACUGGCUUGGUUUGGCAUCGAAAUGAGGCGCUUCAAUCGAAAGAAGGCGGCGAAGAUCAAAUCGAAGCAGUGGUUUGCGUUGAGGUCGCGGCAGGGCUUGAACCCUUUGACCAUCGCCAAGUGCUUUGAGGAGUUCAAGAUGACUCUUCGAAAAAAGCAUGGCAACCUGAUUCGUGCAUGGCGACAGGAGCUCACGGCCAACGAUGCCAUGUCGAUUGCCAAAGUGAAGUUCUUGCGGGCGGCUGCGAAGCUCGGCUGGUCAAGGGAGGCCAAAGAUUUGUGGCGAGCCUUGGAUAAGGAUGAAAGUGGUACAGCCUCCCUAGAUGAGCUUGAUCCUGUCGGGGCGGAGAACUUGGCACAUUUCAAGGUUUGGGUCGAUGCGGAGUUUGGGGGCAUUCGCAACGCCUUCAAGAAGAUGGACGAAGACAAUACCAAGACCAUCACGGUGAAGGAGUUUGAGAAGGCCUUGAGGACCUACAACUUUCCACGGCCGACAAAACACUUGUUCCAAAUGCUGGACAAGGAUGCGAACGGCAAGCUUGAGAUGGACGACUUGAUCUUCCUGGAGAAAUGGCAGCCUUUGGAAUUCCUGCUGGUCACGCCUGACCAUAAGGCCAAGGAGGAAUUCAAAGAACUGCUGUUGGCAAAGAUGACUCGCUACUUGAAGGGCUGGAAGCGGGUGCUGGACAAAGACAACACCAACCGCUGCAACUGGUACGAGUUCCAGGAAGCUUGCCGCAUCCUGGGCUUCCGGGGGAACAUUGGCGGCGCCUGGCGCGCCUUCGAUGAGGACCUCUCAGGCUACAUCAGUCUGAAGGAGCUGGACGAGAAUGCUAGCAAGGUCCUCUUGGGAUUCAGGCGCUGGGCUAUUGCAGAGUUCGGAUCAGUCCGGCAGCUCUUUACCACCUUCGACAAGGACAAGUCCAACAGCUUGAGCUUUUUGGAGUGGCGGGGCGCCUUGAAGGUCUAUGGCUAUGAUGGCCCUUCGAGGGAGCUCUUCCAGGCACUAGAUGUGGGAGGAGAAGGCUCGCUUUCAGUGAAGGAGGUGGACUUUUUGGAUGAUUGGACCUUGGAUUUGGAGGAGGAUGUGUCCAACGUCAACGAGCCGCCAUCCACGCCACAGCCGGUGUCGCCACGGCCCAGCUGGAGCAACGAGCGACGGGUCUCCUUUGCGCGGCGCGCCUCCGUCACGGGUGGAGUCAAAUCACGCGCGGUGAAGCUCUUGGAGAAGUCCUUGGACCGCUCCAUGUUUACCGGCUCUCCGCCCAGCCCCAGUCCCGCCGUGGAGAGCAGCUCCAGCAGCUCGGAGGAUGAGACCGAGGUGUUCCUGGCUCAGCGCUGGCGUACGAAGGCGCCCAUGGAGCUCGUCGCCUUGGCGAAGAAGGUUUUGCCCAAGAAGCAACCCAGGUUCUACAUGAUGAACGGAUCUGUGACGGAGCGUCAGGCCGCCGACAUCUCUUCGGUGCACACCUUGAAGCCGGAGGAGCUGAGGGAGAGUUUGUCCAUCAGCAUCCCUCCGGAGGCGAUGGAGGAGAUGCAAAACACCCGGACGUCUGCUUUGACCUUCAGCCUGGACACGGCCACAUCAGCCUUGAACUUCAGCCUGGAGACAGCCAAUUUGUCCUGCACUGGAUGUUUGAUGAGUUUCCGGGCAGAUGACUCCUUGGCCGACCAGGGAGGCAGUCGACAAUACCUGGCACAGGUCUUGGAUUUGGAGCAGCUCGUGGAGCUGGGCCCCCGCGCCACCACGGCGCCAGCGAAGCUGAGGACCGCUUCCGGGGCACGGCUGCGUUUGAAGGCCGCUCAUCCCCGGCAGUGGCCGCGAGCCGCGCCGCGGGCGGCGCCGCGGGCGGCCCCGCGGACCCCGCUGGGUGCGGUGCGCGGGGAGACGCCGCGUCAAGCGCCAAGGGGGUCGCCAUCCUUGGACGAUCUGCUGAUGGGGCCCUGUGGCCCUGCCAACUUGUCCUUGAUGCUAUUGCAAGAUCGUGGCAAAGUGGGCUCCUGUGGGGCCAGCCGCAACAUCAAGAUUUGCUAAGUCGCGAUUGGCUUUCCACCCUGAAGGGGUGGCUAAUCACAUGGCCCUGGCUGUGUUUCUGCAUGAUACCGAUCUCCGAACUCCCAAACACUCUGGGCCAAGCUCCGAAAGACUUCAGCAG